GAGAGAGAGAGGGAGAAACGAAACCGAAAAUGAUAUUAAAAUCAAGUAUCCACGCUGAUGAUCUUAGCCCUUAUUCAGGCGGUGUUAGGUGCAGACUCAACAACCACAGUUCCUCCGACGACGACAACAGUUGCUCCAACGACGACAACAGUUGCUCCAACAACAACAACAGCAGCUCCAACAACAACAACAGCAGCUCCAACGACGACAACAGCAGCUCCAACAACAACAACAGCAGCUCCAACGACGACUACAGCUGCUCCAACGACGACCACAGCAGCUCCAACGACGACAACAGUUGCUCCCACAACGACUACUGCUGCUCCAACGACGACAACUCUUGCUCCAACGACGACAACAGCAGCUAUAACGACGACUCCUGUUCCCACAACAGUUGCACCCACUCCGAAGUUGAAACGCUGCUGGAGAGGAAACAACUGGUGCAACUUGGUUGUUCGCCCGCCACUUCCGCAAAGGAGAACGAAAUGCAAAAGAUUCUUUGGCCGAGUGAAAUGUUUCUACUAUUAACUUGCAAGACUACAUGCAAAUUUGACGAAUAUAUGAACAUUAAGAAAAGAAGAACAAUUCUCUUAAAUUUCUCACACGUUUCAACAAAAAUAACUACCAGAGGACUGUGA
Molecule: messenger RNA, 638 nt
Organism: Drosophila montana
Lineage: Eukaryota; Metazoa; Arthropoda; Insecta; Diptera; Drosophilidae
Exons: 2
Coding region: 30-638 (202 amino acids)
Source: RefSeq, a predicted model, not a curated record